This is a messenger RNA of Argiope bruennichi, 8317 nucleotides long. It is a transcript of the gene Khc-73, whose product is annotated as kinesin-like protein KIF13A. Gene Ontology annotation, biological process: microtubule-based movement; cytoskeleton-dependent intracellular transport. Gene Ontology annotation, molecular function: ATP binding; microtubule binding; ATP hydrolysis activity. NCBI's taxonomy places the organism in Eukaryota, Metazoa, Arthropoda, Arachnida, Araneae, Araneidae. The transcript is spliced from 42 exons. Bases 216 to 5732 code for a protein of 1838 amino acids. Gene Ontology annotation, cellular component: kinesin complex; microtubule. The record is from RefSeq and is a predicted model, not a curated record.
GUCAAUGCCAUUCAAUACAUUACGGACUAUGAAAAAGUCGCUGCGUACAGAAUUAUGUUGCUGUCGUUACAAAUGUUUGUUACUUGACGAUGUGAAUUUCACUUUAUCGUGGCACAGUAGGAUUUAUUAGUGGAACACUUCUUUUUUUAUAUCGCACUCUUGCUCUUUGAUGUUACUUCAAUUUUAGUGAAGUCCUUUCCCAAAGGAUUGUAGCUAUGGCCAGUGAUAAAAUCAAAGUUGCGAUCCGAGUACGGCCGUUUAAUAGAAGAGAAAUUGAAUUGGGAACGAAAUGUGUUGUGGAGGUGGACCAACAACAAACUAUUUUACAUAACCCAAAUUCCAGAAACAGUAAACAACCAAAGAGUUUUACAUUUGAUCAAUGCUUUUGGUCCUUUAAUGAAAACCAUUCACACUAUGCAAGCCAAGCAACGGUUUUCAACAGCCUUGGAGCAGAUAUUCUGGAUAACGCUUUUCAAGGCUACAAUGCUUGUAUCCUGGCAUAUGGACAAACAGGGUCAGGGAAAUCGUUUACAAUGAUGGGAUCUGAAGACAAUAAAGGUUUGAUUCCCAGAUUGUGUGAUGCACUUUUUGAGAGAAUAAAUGCCUCAGGAAGGCAGUCAGAUUAUAAAGUGGAAGUUUCCUAUAUGGAGAUUUAUAAUGAGAAAGUGCAUGAUUUACUUGAUCCAAAAGGAUGCAAACAAACUUUAAAAGUGAGAGAGCAUAACAUCUUAGGUCCAUAUGUUGAUGGUUUAUCAACUUUAGCUGUUUCUUCAUAUGAAGAAAUCAAUAAUCUAAUGACUGAGGGCAAUAAAUCUAGAACAGUUGCUGCUACAAAUAUGAAUAGUGAAUCCAGCAGAUCUCAUGCAGUUUUUACCAUAACUCUUACAUGUACAGUUUCAGAUGAACGCUCAGGUGUUACCGGUGAAAAAGUUUCUAAGAUGAGUCUAGUCGAUUUGGCUGGAAGUGAAAGAGCAGUAAAAACUGGAGCAGUUGGAGAAAGGCUAAAAGAAGGCUCAAACAUCAAUAAAUCACUGACAACGUUAGGAUUGGUUAUAUCCAAAUUAGCUGACCAAUCUUGUGGGAAAACAAAAGACAAAUUUGUUGCAUACAGAGACUCUGUUCUUACAUGGUUGUUGAAGGACAAUCUUGGUGGUAAUAGUCGUACAGUAAUGGUUGCUACCAUAAGUCCAGCAGCUGAUAAUUAUGAUGAAACACUUUCUACUCUGAGAUACGCUGAUAGAGCUAAGCGAAUUGUUAAUCAUGCUGUUGUCAAUGAAGAUCCUAAUGCAAGAAUAAUACGAGAACUCAGGGAAGAAGUUGAAAUGCUUAAAGAGCAGCUCAAGAGUACUGCGCAAGAAGAUCUGCAGGAAAGAUUGAAAGAGUCAGAAAAGCUCAUGCAAGAAAUAUCACAAACAUGGGAAGAAAAACUGAGGAAAACAGAAAAAAUUCAUCAGGAACGGCAACAAGCUCUAGAGCAAAUGGGUAUAUCAGUCCAAGCCUCUGGAAUUAAAGUAGAACAAGAUAAAUAUUAUUUAGUGAAUUUAAAUGCAGAUCCUUCUUUGAAUGAACUACUAGUCUAUUAUUUAAAAGAUAAAACUGUUGUUGGCUACCCCGGUGCAUCCUCUGAUUUAGAUAUUCAGUUAAGUGGAUUAGGUAUCAUGCCUAAACACUGCACAAUAACAAUAGAGAAUUCAGGAUUAUUUUUAAUUCCUGAGAUUGGAGCAAGGACUUGUGUUAAUGGCUCUGUUGUAACAAGUCGAAUACAAUUGCACCAUGGAGACAGGAUUUUGUGGGGAAACAAUCAUUUCUUCAGAGUCAACUGUCCCAAAACAAGCAAUUGUAACAGUCCAGAAAUACCAGAACGUCCUUUGGAUUACGACUUUGCUAGAGAAGAGUUGAUGAUGAAUGAGCUUAGUAAUGAUCCAAUUCAGUCUGCUAUGGCAGCUUUAGAGAAGCAACAUGAAGAAGACAAACAAAUUGCUUUAGACAAACAGAGGCAGAUGUAUGAAAGGCAACUUCAGCUUCUUCGAAACCAAAUGUCUCCUGGUACACCAUACAGUCCUUAUCCUCCUUUUGACCUAUUAGGUUUAGGAAAAUAUACUCCUGUUGGCACACCAACUAGCAAUGUUCAAUCUAGAAUGGAGAGAUGGGCUCAAGAUAGGGAUGAAUUAUUCAAAAAGAGCUUGGCAAAAUUGAGAGAAGAUAUAGUUAGAGCCAAUGGCUUAGUUAGAGAAGCGAACUUUCUGGCUGAAGAGAUGGGCAAGGAAACUGAAUUCAAAGUUACACUUCAGAUCCCUGCUGCAAAUCUCAGUCCUAAUAGAAAGAAAGGAGCAUUCGUUAGUGAACCAGCCGUUCUAGUAAAAAGACGUAACAAGAAUGGUCAAGUUUGGUCCAUGGAGAAAUUGGAAAACAAGCUCAUAGACAUGAGAGAAAUGUACCAAGAACGCAAAGAAAAAGGGUUGGACAUGAAGGAGGGAUUACCACCUAAAGCAAUGGAUCCCUUUUAUGAAUCCCAAGAGAAUCACAAUCUUAUUGGAGUGGCCAAUGUAUUCCUAGAUUUCCUCUUUCACGAUGUGAAAUUAGAUUAUCAGGUUCCUAUAAUUAGUCAACAAGGAGAGGUUGCUGGACGACUUCAUAUAGAAAUAUGUCGUGUAGAUGGUAGCUUUUUAGAUAACUUGGAUAAUAGUGAAUGUGAUAGUGAAAGAAGCUCUGAGUUGAAAGAUAGCACACUAGACGUUAGCGAUACUAAUACUGGACGCCAGAUAACUGUUAGGCUGUGCAUUAAAUCUGCCACUGGUUUGCCACCCUCACUGUCCAAUUUUGUAUUUUGUCAAUAUAUGUUUUGGGGGCAUCCGGAUCCUGUUGUUGUUCCACCCAUUGUUAAUCCUGAAUAUCCAGCUUCACGCAAGGGAAAGGACUGUAUGACAUUUAAAUUUGAACACGAGCAGGAAUUUCUUGUUAAUGUAUCUGAAGAGUUUGUUGAACAUUGUACUGAGGGCGCAUUAUCCAUCGAAGUAUGGGGUCAUCGCAGCGCUGGAUUUAGUAGUUCAAAACCUGGAUGGGAUGUGGAUGUUCAGUUAAUGCGGUCUCGUUCCUUAGCUGAUAGGUGGUCUGAAUUAUUGAGAAAAAUUGAAUUAUGGGUUGAGAUUCAAGAAUUGAAUGAUCUUGGUGAAUAUGCACCUGUUGAAGUCAUUCCAAGACCUGACAUUGCAACAGGUGGUGUUUAUCAGUUGCGACAGGGACAACAAAGAAGAGUUGUGGUUAGGGUGAAACCUGUUCAUAAUUCUGGUACUUUACCUAUAAUUUGUGAAGCCAUCACCAGUGUUUCAAUUGGUGGUAUAUGUUCUCGAUCAAAAUUACAAAAACCACUAGAUUCAUACCAAGAAGAAGAUUUAACUCUGUUGCGAGAGAAAUGGUCUGAAGCUUUAAUGAAAAGAAGGGAAUAUUUGGAUAGUCAGAUUCAGAAGAUUAUAAACAAAAAAGAUAAAACUGAUCAGGACAUUGAAAGGGAGCAAAGUCUGAUAGAUCAGUGGGUAUGUUUAACUGAGGAAAGAAAUACAGUCCUUGUUCCUGCCCCUAAAUCUGGUAUUCCUGGCGCUCCAGCAGACUGGGAUCCACCUCUUGGAAUGGAAAAACAUAUACCAGUGAUAUUUCUUGACUUAAAUGCGGAUGAUAUGAGUGUUCCUAAUCAAGGGGAUUCUGAAAUUCGCAUAGCUGGAGCCAAUUCUAUCCUGCCAAAAGAGCAUGGAAGCCAAUCUUUUAAUCUUCCGAUUGUAAAAUAUUGUGAGAAAGAGGUUUGUGCAACUGCUGCUUGGGAUUCCUCCAUUCAUGAUUCCAUUCAUCUAAACCGAGCCACAUCACCAAAUGACCGUAUCUAUUUGAUACUGAAAGCAUCUGUCCGUCUUAGUCAUCCGGCCACAAUGGAUGUUAUGCUUCGCAAACGCCUUGCCAUUAACGUGUAUAAAAAACAGUCCAUAGCUGAUAAAAUUAAGAAAAAAAUUGUCCGUCAAGACACUCUUGCUGCAACUGGUGUUACUUAUGAAGUGGUUUCUAAUAUUCCAAAGGCCUCUGAAGAUCCAGAAAAUAGAGAAAUGCUUGCAUUAAUGGCUGCAUCUGGUGAAGAUGCGGAUACUAAUGAUGGAGAAAGUUAUAUAGAAAAAUAUACAAGAGGAGUAUCUGCUGUUGAGAGUUUAUUAAUGUUGGACAGAUUGAGACAGGAAGUGGCAGUGAAAGAACUCUUAGCUGCUCAAGGUAAACCUUUAAGAAAGACAGCAAGUGUGCCAAAUAUUGCUCAUGUUCUUAGAAUGGAUCAGAGGUUAGAUACAACAUUCCCUCAGAGAAUGGAUCCAAGCUCUAGAGCUGAUUCUGCUUGUGAAUUAACUAUGCAGUCACCAAAUGAUGACUUUAAACAACGAAACUUGUCCAGUCCUCUGACGAGCACUCCAUUUGGGAAGGAGAAAUCCUCCAUUAACAGUGGAGAUUCCCCCGUUACUUCUCCAUAUGCGUUAACUCGACCAACUUUCUUGAAUCUCAGUUUCAAUUUGAAUAUGAGUCUUCGUCAGAAUUCAUCCAUUUUAAACUCCCCUUUGAAUGGUUUGACUCCACAGUCCACAAAGUUAGUAAAACCAAUGUCCACAGUUCUUGAAGAGCAAAGUCUACAAAGUGUUCCUGAAUGUGGACUUGAUGAAAGUACUGAAUUUUGUGAUCAUUCAAAGGAUGAAACUUGUGUAUUAAACUUAAAUGAAAAAUUAGCUGAAAGUGAAGAUGAACUCAACAAUUUCGCCUCAUGUAGAGCAGAAGAAAGUGGUUCUGUCAGUAAUAUCAAUGAUGCAAAUGAAGCUACUGAAAUUGCAUCUGAGAAAAGAGGGAGGGCAUUAGAAACACCUGAUAGUAUAGGUGAAAUACAGGCCAAAGUAGGAACGCCUAGUAUGAUCUCCAGUGGGUAUGGCUCUCAAGCCUUAUCUACUACACCUGCCUCAAGUGAAGAUUCAAUUUCAAUUCAUAGUGUUACAGAAGAUUUUCGAGAUAAUGACUUUUCUUCAGAAAUAUCAGCUCCCAGUGAGGACAUCAAUCAGCAAUAUUAUCAGCAAAACGAAAGCUAUAUUGAAGAUUUCCAAAACAAUAAUAACAACACAUCUGACAGUGAAAAGUUAUCAUCUGAUCAGAACCUUUUAGAUACACAGUGCUUGGAUGUGAGUGCUGAAACUCAUUCUCAAGGUUCUUCUGACAGUGAAUUACCACGAGAUCCUGCUUCUGAAAUCAAAUUUCCAUCUUGGCUUACAGUUGGUGAAAGUGUGAUGAUAUCUCCUUAUAAUAAAACCGGUGUAGUUGCCUAUCUUGGACCGACCCAUUUUGCUCCUGGUCCAUGGGCUGGGGUUGAACUAGAUACCCCAACAGGCAAGAAUGAUGGUACAGUAAACGGAACACGGUAUUUUGACUGCAAACCUCGAUUUGGAAUUUUCGUCAGGCCAGACAAACUUGUAGUUGAUAGAAGAGGUAGAGAUAUGAGAGCUGCUCGCAGCUCUUCUGCCUCAUUAAAUGGAACUACAAAGAGAAGCAGAGAAGCUUCCUGGAAGCGGUCUACGAAACCAAGUUCAAUGUAUGUUUCAGUCCACAAGAGCCAGACCCGAUCGGACAAUCACUCUGCUGGUGGUCAGUGGAAUUCAGCCAAGGCACGCAGUCGUAGUCGAGACACCACACUGCGGGUCAGCAGCACAAGAGGAAAAAAGUGAAUGUAAUUUAGCUAGUGACAUUUGUUGUGACUCGACUCAAAGUGAACACGUUUCCAACCAACUGAUUGCACAUGAAGGUGUCAAUCCUCUUACUAUGCAUAUGGAGUCAUAGUAUGCAAUUCAGAGGAGAUUCUCAGAUAAACUGUGUUCUGGGAGGGACUUUCAGUGUCAGCUUUUCUCUGAAAGAAACAAACUAGAGAGUUGUUGGCUUCUGUAACUCCAGUUCUCAAGUAGUACAUAGUUUAUACUUCUACAAUUGUUACCAUUGUGGAAGGUUUCCAAAUAAUAUUUAAAAGCAUGCAUCAGAAGUUAAAGCCAAUCCCCCCCCCUAAUAUUUCGAGUUUCUUUCCAACUCUUUUGUUAUUAUAAUACCGUCCUUGGGCAUACUAUGUUAAAUUCAGAUGUAUAUAUUACAAAAUAUUUUUUUUUAUGCAAUAAUCUUUUAUUUCUAUCUAGUGUGGUGUAAAAAUUUAUUAUUUUUCUUUUUGGUUUAUAUAAAAAUUAGUUAUCAUUCUAACACUUUCUAGUAUUGGAAAAAUUAAAUCUAUGCCAUUAUUAUUUUUUUUCAGCUUAAUGCCAGGCCAGUAUUAUAAAUGAGAAAGUAUCAGAAAACAUUUUGUAAAAUGAAAAUAAUUUCAACUGCUAUAAAACGGUGGUAUUAUCAGGAACCUAAAAUUUAUGUGGCAGCUAUCACAAAUUUUUAACCAUGUAAUAUUUAAAAUUCUAUUAACUUUAAAAAUAUCUAAUCGAUAAAAAAAUUGUAUCGUUCAUCAAAUAUAAAUUUUAAUUUGGUUUCUUAUGGUAUUCUUUAUAUGCAAUCAGGUAGGACUGAAAUUUCUUGAACUAAUGCCAGAAAUGUAAAAUUUAUAAGAUUUUGGAGUUAAGUUUUCAGAAUUAAAAAAAAAAAAAAAACAGAUUAAGAAAUUGGGCUUUUAGUUACUUAUGUAAUUGAUACAUUUUAUUGAAUCAAAGAUAUUUUCUACAUUGUAUGCACCACAUACAAAUGCAUUUUAAUUUUGUAUAGUGUAACAGAAGUACAUAAUUUAAACAUUGAAGAUCCCAAUUUAUAAUCAUCCUAUUAGCUUUGAAAAUGAGUCAUUCUAGUUUUAGAAAAUAUAUAUUAACCUGCCCUUGAAAUUCCAUCUAAAACUGGAUAUAUGUAAUUUAGCAGGAAUGCACAAAUUUAGCAUUUUGAAAGCAACUUGCAAACAUUUUAAUUAGCUUGUGUGCAUCUUUCUUUUCUCUUAAUGAUCUAUUUUUAAUCACAUGCUUUCUGCAGUCAGAAAUAUAUUUGUUUGUGCAAUCCUGUUGUAGAAAAAUAUCAUCUUUAUCUCAUAAAUUCACUCCUCUUCCAUCAUGUAAGAAGAUAUCUGGUGAUUUGGAAAUUUAUCUUUUUCUUGUAAGAGUGUAAAUAAAUAACAAAUGCUGUCGUCCAGUUUAAUAGUUAAUACAUAUUAUUUGCACUACUCUUAAUGUACACUAUUUUUCUGUUAGUCUUUAAUUGUAAAUCUUAAUUUUUUUUAAUCUGUAUUUUUCAGUUUAAAUAUUUUCAAAGCAGUGGGAGCUGGAGUAUGGUUUUGUUUGAAAUUUUUAUAAUGUUGUUGUUAUGAAUGCUAGCAAAUUAUCUUUGGGUAGAGACAUAUGUACUUAAAUAGGGCAUAUAUAAUUAUUUAUUCAUUCCUUAAUAUUUGUAGAAUGGAACAUUUAUUUGCCAGCAUAAUUAAUCUUAAAUUUUUAAAAAGUUUGAAAUAUUCAUAUUUAAAAAAGUUUUCAAAAUCUUCAUUUUUUUUUAAUCACCAUCAUGAGCUUUUUGUACUUAUGUAAAAAGAACACUUAAAUAAAUUAAACUAUGCAUUUAGAUUAUUAAAUCUCAAUUUUUUUUAUUAAUAUAAUUUCUAUCAUAUUUGUACAUGUAUAUUGCUUCAUCUAAGGGAAAAAAAAAAUCUUUUCUAUUCAUCUGGUGACUUUGAAAUGCCCUCAUUUUAACUGAAGUGAUUGCAGUUAGUGAAAAUUAAUUUAUUCAUUCCAUGAUAUAUGUAUUUUAGUUGCAAAUUCCAAAUUUUAAUGAGGAGGAUGGAGACUAAAAAAAAAGGUUGUAUUUUGCAUUUGCUAGGUACUGAAAAUUAAGUCAUGUGUUGUUUAUUAUUAUACAUUUUACGACAUAUGAAAGUAUUAAAUUUUAUUUCUAAUAAUACAUUUCUGUGAUAUUUUUAUUUGUAUAAUUAUUUAGGUAUAUAUAAAUUUUACUGUUUUAUUAUGGCAGAUUAUUUUGGUUUUGAUGUCCAAGUUAUAUAAGCUAAUUAUCUGAUGUUAUUGUUUAAAUAUUGUAAUUAUGAGUUUACUGUUGCUGGAAGCUUGACAACUGUAGUUUUCAGAUGUUUUAGUUUUAUAUAUCUCAGCAAUUUAACAAUACCAUAGAGUGUCAAUGUUUUUAGAAACCAAAAAAAAAAAAAAAAAAUACAAAAACAAAUUUUAGAUUUAAGUUGUUAAGCUGUCCAUGUAACUGGCCAUGUUAUUUAAUAAGAUAACAUUGGACCAGGAAUUUGUAUAUUAUGUUCUUCCAAAGAAUAAAAUUUUUAAGAUGA